Symbiodinium necroappetens is the source of this 1242-nucleotide messenger RNA. The record is from the annotation of a GenBank genome assembly. Lineage: Eukaryota; Dinophyceae; Suessiales; Symbiodiniaceae.
AUGGGCUUCUUGGAGAACUUCCGUAGGUUGGUCGGCGGUGGAGUGUCGGGCGAAGUGCGCUACGCAGACUUCGAGCGUUACUACGAAGGGCUCUCUGUGGGAAUCGACUCAGAUGAGUACUUCGAGGAGCUUCUGCGACGUGCCUGGGACUUACCUGAAGGCUGGUUGCGACAUCGGCUGUCCGAGGAGGACGAAGAGCUGCCUGAUGGCCUGCGACCCGUGGACAGGCAGCGACUGCCUUCAUAUCACCAGCAUCACCACCCCUCCUACUUGGACGGCGCCCGUCACUCGACGCCCGCACAGGCCGGCAGCGGCCGGACAGGGAAGAGGCUACUCCGGGCUUUAAAGCGGAGCCUGGCGCAGUGCUGCCGUGGCGAUGCCACAUCCUUGUACAGCGACAUGGUCAUCAGGACCUACUGCCCCAUUCCCAGGCACCAUGACGCCGCGGAGGUGCCUCCGCCAUUGCUGCCACGAGAGACCUUUGAGGUCACCAUGGAGAGGGGAACCAAGAGAACGGCAGAGGACAUGGAACCGCAGCAGGCGGCCGACAACAUCAUGCACGAAGCCGCUAGCCUACAGCAGGUCGGGGAUGUUCGUUUGGAGUUUGGUGAAGACUCUGAGAACUCUAUGUUGGCUAGCUCUCAUCUGCUCCGCGUGGCUUCUCCUGUGUUCAACCGCAUGUUCAGCAGUGGCAUGAAGGAAGCACAGCAAGGCGUCAUCAAGGUGGAUGUGGCGAGCACAGAGGAGUUCAAAGUAUUCUAUAGUUUACUUGGUCCUUGCGCAUGGAGCACCGACAAAGUCACAGAGGCAAACGCUGAUUCGCUUCUUGCCAUCAGUGACUACUACCAGGUUGAGGUCAUCAAGCAAGCAUGUGAAGGUCUGCUGCUUAAUCUUCCGCCCAAUACUACUCGUCUCCUGCAAGCUAGCAAGCACGGGCUCAAAAGACAGUACCAAAGGUGCAUGAGGCACCUGGCCAAGCAGUGCACGAAGGAGGACUUGGAGGUGCUCCGGCAAUCUGCGCCGGAGACUUUUUUCGAGUUGGUCCUCCAAAAGCAAGAUACACUGAAUCGGCUCAUGGGGAUAAAGGAUGAGAUUGCCAAAUGCAUGGCUUCUGUCGACGACAUGCUUGGCCCCUUUGGACCUUAUUCACCUUCCAACCGGGCCGAUGGGCUUCUGAAGGCUCGGCCGAAAUUACGAAGCUUGCUUGAAAGCAUUGAAAACCUUCUCAAGGAAUUAGACUGA